AUGCCCUCUUCCAUGCUGCCCGGUGUCUUCUCCCUGAGCCCCUUUGAGCUCUUGUACUAUGCAGCCUCCCUGUGCGCCCUGUACCUGCUCUACAAAGUCUCCAGACUCUACAUGAGACAGAAGAAGCUGGAGAGAGUGUUCAGUGCUUUUCCAGGCCCGAAACGUCACUGGCUCUUUGGCAACGUCCAUGAGAUAAAAUAUGAUGGGAAUGAUUUGGAGAUUUUGAAUGGUUAUGCAAAACAAUUUGACUAUGCCUUCUCCGCGUGGUUUGGAAAUUUCUUUGCCACUCUCAUUGUCCAUCAUCCAGACUAUGCAAAAGCCAUUUUGUCCAGGAAUGAUCCAAAGGAUGAAUUUUACUAUUACUUCCUAACCCCAUGGAUUGGGAAAGGUUUGCUGGUGCUGUCAGGACAGAAAUGGUACCAGCAUCGAAAACUGUUGACACCGGCAUUCCAUUAUGAUGUUCUGAAGCCGUAUGUCAGAUUGAUGUCCGAGUGUGCUAAUGUCAUGCUGGACAAAUGGGAGAGACUGGUCCCAGAUAAGAAUCCGGUGGAGCUUUUCCAUCAUGUCAGCCUCAUGACCCUGGACGCCAUCAUGAAAUGCGCCUUCAGUUACCAGAGCAACUGCCAGAAUAACAGUGAACAUGAAUACAUCAAAGCUGUACUUGAACUCUCCCAUCUGAUAGAAAAAAGGGGGCGCUACUUUCCGUAUCACAGUGAUUUUAUUUUCCACAUGAGCCCAAACGGAUUUCGGUUCCGGAGAGCGCUAAAAAUAGCGCAUCAACACACAGAUAAAGUCAUUAAACUGAGGAAAGAAUCAUUAAAACAGGAGACAGAGCUCGAAAAGAUCAAACAGAAGAGACAUUUGGAUUUUUUGGAUAUCCUGUUAUGUGCCAAGGAUGAAAAUGGUCGGGGACUGUCUGAUGAAGAUCUGCGGGCAGAGGUGGACACAUUCAUGUUUGAGGGCCAUGAUACAUUGGCCAGCGCCAUCUCCUGGACCUUGUACUGUUUGGCUAAAUAUCCUGAGCAUCAGGAGAAAUGCCGGGAGGAGAUCAGAGGGGUCUUGGGCAAGCGGACCUCAGUCGAGUGGGAAGACCUGACUAAGCUGCCAUACACCACCAUGUGUAUUAAGGAAAGCAUGCGUCUCUACUCACCUGUACCUGCAAUAGGCCGUGAAAUUAAAGAACCAAUCACAUUUGUUGAUGGGAGGAGCCUACCUAAAGGUACCAUUGUCUUGAUCAGUAUAUAUUGCCUGAACAGAUCUCCGAGUAUGUGGGAUAACCCUGAGGUUUUUGAUCCACUGAGGUUUUUACCCGAGAAUGCAUCAAAGAGACAUUCACAUAUGUAUGUUCCCUUCUCUGCUGGAUCAAGAAACUGCAUAGGACAGAACUUUGCUAUAUAUGAGAUGAAAGUCGCCAUCGCCCUCACGUUAUCGAGAUUCGAAGUGAGUACAGACCCCGGAAAUGAACCACAGAAAGUCUCUCAGGUCUUCUUACAUUCUGCGAACGGCAUCCACGUAAACCUGAAGAAAAAAGGAACAACAUCAUAAAGCCUGAAGAUGACAGUGAUUGUGUACAAUACAUAUUGUAAAAAGAAAAAAUUAAAAAUAUUCAUAAUUGAAAAAAUAUGCAAGUGAAAAUAAAAAUAAAUUGU
Hyla sarda is the source of this 1649-nucleotide messenger RNA. RefSeq names its product cytochrome P450 4A4-like. The record is from RefSeq and is a predicted model, not a curated record. NCBI's taxonomy places the organism in Eukaryota, Metazoa, Chordata, Amphibia, Anura, Hylidae. Gene Ontology annotation, molecular function: heme binding; monooxygenase activity; iron ion binding. Bases 1 to 1545 code for a protein of 514 amino acids. The transcript is spliced from 12 exons.